UCAUUAUUAUUACAAUAAUUAUUAGGCUACGGUCCGGACGUCGACGCGACGGGCACGCACGGCAAGCCGUGCACGCGUGAUCAACGAUUUCGAACAAGCCGGAGCCUAGUUACAACAGUACAGUACACAAAAUUGUGGAAAGCAGACACAACGGCUCGGAUGUUGUGUUCUAUAUUAUGGUUGGCAAUAGCGGUGGAAGUACUACUAGUUGUAACGGGAGCUCGCCCCGUCUGGCUUGGGCAGUGGCAUAGGCUGUGAAAGGCAAUGUCCUGGGCCGACAGACAGCAUCGCUAUGAUGGAAACCAGCCAAAGGAGGAGAUGUCCAAUCGAUGGUCAUGCUGUGGCUGUGGUGGGGAGCUGCUGGAUGCCAGGUUAUUGCCUUGUUUACAUUCAGUUUGUAUGAAGUGCAGGGCCGCUGGCACAGCAAGGAACAAAGAUGGAUCGUUCACCUGCGGGACAUGUGCCUACAUCGUUGGUCCUCGCCAAAUGGACACUCUGCAAGUGGACUAUUUGGCGGUGGACUAUGUGGCGCUGCAGAAACUGCGUAAUCCACACCAGUCCAACAACUGCGACGAGUGUGUUGAUCCAGAAAUAGCCAGCCAUCGCUGUGUCAGUUGUAGUCAGUUUCUGUGCACUUUCCAUGAAACAGCUCAUAGACGUAGCAAAGCUACUCAUGAUCAUAAAACCAUUCCUCUCAGCCAACUCCAGUCAUCCAGGGCAGCAACUGCUACUGGUGGAAAGGUACCCGUUGAUAUUGCUGAACUGGCUGUAGCACGCAGUCCAUUGAUGUGUGUCCAUCACAAACAGAAAGAACUGGAGCUGUAUUGUGAGAGCUGUUCUCAGUGUAUAUGCAGAGAUUGUGUAUUGGUGGAUCACAAAUCGCAUGAAUACACGUUCAUACCAAACGCCAUCAAAAGAAUGAAGAUGUGGAAGGAUGUUCCACAUUUGGACCAGAUGGUGACACAGUUUGAAGCCACACUGAGGAGCAUCGAGUGGUCCAAGGAGAUUCUCGCCACCAAUUUUCAUGCAACGAGCAAGAACAUGGAGAAAGCUGCAAUUGAAGCCAAGCAACGUGUUGAUGCUCGACUGAAGGAGCUCCUUUCAGAUGUGGACAGAGUCUACCAAAAGAAGAGCAUUGCUCUGGAGAAUCAAGAGAUAGCAUUGAAACAACUGCAGGAGAAUGUGAUGUGUGCGUCAGAUUUUGCGAAGUCAAUGGUGGAAUGCGCCAGCCCAUCGCAGCGACUUAUCCUGAACGGCUUAGUGGAUGCUCGUUUGAAGAGCUUGCUGCAGGCCUCGCGGAAAGAGUCCACCCUCGCCCAUGAUGACGGAUCUUUAUCAGCAGUGCUUGAUCUCUCUGAUGUAAAGGAUUCUCUGAAGCAGUUUGGUCGCGUGGCGUCCACAGUCGCAAGUGGAGAGAGCAGCCUACGUCUUCCAGCUAACUGCUAUACUGGCCUACCCGUCACAGCCACUGUCAACCUGGCAGAUGCAAGCGGACACCCUACAUCAAAUAUCAACAGCGGUGCUAUCAGCUGCACAGUUUGUGCUCCCGAUGGCAGAGUUCGAAAAGUAAUCUGCGUUACUGUUGAGAGCUGCAGAGCCAUUUUCAACUUCAUCCCCGCAUGCGGACCAGGCAAAUACGCUGUGAAUGCUACCAUUGCUGGACUUCCCGCUAAAGCUUCGCCAGCCAUUGCCAAUGUGUUGAAACCACCAUGGAUCUUCGGUUACAUUUCCAAAUCAUACGCACUGAGCCUGACCCAUGGAGUCAAAGAUACCGGCAUCCAGCUGUCCUCGACUGGGCUACACGCUAAAGUUGAGGAUGAGGAGGAACAAGCGGAAACGGGUCAACGAAGACGUGCGGGGAUGGCCUACCGAAACCAGCAGUGCAGAACAGACACACCACAAAGGCUGAUUGCUGCAGCGAAGGAGAUACCUAAAAUGGCCAAUGGACCUGCAAUAAUGUGGUGUAUCAAGUUUGAACUGCCCAAUGUCGGCAAGGGAGAAGAGAUCUCAGACCCGGCAAUCGGUGUUGGAUUCUUUGUGAACGCACAAUCAGAGAACAGGUUGGCUUCGGUUAACUUUGGGGAUGACUUCAAUGACCAUGGCAGCGGUGCUGUAACUCUCUUCUCAACGGGGAAUGCUGUGUGUGGUCAGACGCGGUGCUACAACCCACCUCGUACCUGUCAUCAUACCGAUGAUGGAGAUGCUGAACCAAAGUUCAAAUUCCGUAACGGUGAUGAACUGCGCCUGGAGUAUAUCACUGAAAGUGACUUUCUGGUCGUCACACAAGCAUCCAGUGAUGUCAAGUAUGUCAUUGACGUUCAGAAAUCAUCAAGGAAAGUCCUUCCAGUUGCCAGUGACAUCAACACGGCAUUUGAGCAACUCCAGCUGCCCGAGCAGGGUCCGAACUACGGCGGUCAGGUUCGUCGCAAAGUUAGAACCAGCCACCCUCCAGCAUGUAGGACUCGACCUGCGCGUUCUCAGCAGUUUGGUGCGAUUUCAAGCAUCUGUCCGGCUGUGUGGCUGUCAGCCAAAUUUGCCGGAGACGUUUACCUGUCGUUUCCGGCUGAUUAGUGCAACUCAGUUGUUCAGCUACAGCCGGUGAAACCCACGCCAGGAUGUGAGAACUAACUUCAAUGUUUGAAUACAAGUUCAAGUAUGAUCCAUUUCAUCAUUUUUACUUCAUCCCUUGAUGCAACACACUAUCACAUGUACGAAGUGUUUUUUUGCAUCUAUAUCUACAUAUAUCUACAUGUACAUGAAUUACACUCCUGUACAAGUAUAUUUACAGUGCGUUUGAGAAUUGGACUGAGGCAUAUGGAAAAAUCAUGUUUGUGAUAUGUGUCAUGUGAUACCAAUCAUACCAUCACUGCUCUCACCGUCGAUUUAGUUUAGUGCCUGGCAGCCUGGCACCUUUUUUACUACUGUUCAACGACUACAAUUUACUUGUAGUUAAUUUUCCCCCAGAGAAGUGCUGACCAGUCCGCUCAAUAUUACUGAUUACUUCUGUUCGAGAGUGUUCAUCCGUUGGCAACAUUCUGUACAUGUGCUUCCUCUGGACCGACGCAGUCUCGUUGCCAGACUCUCUGUCAAUGAUACCACAUCGCACACUAGAAUUCUCUCCCCCCCCCCUCUUACCUUGCAUGGCAGGCAAUUUUUCGGUGUAUUUUGGUUUGGGAGCAGACCACUAGUUACCAUAAACGGCGCCAAUUUGCACUUUACAAUUCUAAUUUGCUUUGCACAUGUGCGGUAUUUUCAGUGAUCUCCCACAUUUUAAUUCCUUUGUUCUCUUAAUGUCAGCCCUCUUGAUGUAAACAUUUAGUACCUUCCUUUUCCUAAAACAUGCAGAGUUUCA
Messenger RNA from Sycon ciliatum, 3352 nucleotides. Its product is annotated as E3 ubiquitin-protein ligase TRIM71-like. The transcript has a single exon. Gene Ontology annotation, molecular function: zinc ion binding. Bases 265 to 2571 code for a protein of 768 amino acids. Lineage: Eukaryota; Metazoa; Porifera; Calcarea; Leucosolenida; Sycettidae. The record is from RefSeq and is a predicted model, not a curated record.